This is a messenger RNA of Arachis duranensis, 480 nucleotides long. RefSeq lists its product as uncharacterized. The transcript is spliced from 2 exons. Bases 1 to 480 code for a protein of 159 amino acids. The record is from RefSeq and is a predicted model, not a curated record. NCBI's taxonomy places the organism in Eukaryota, Viridiplantae, Streptophyta, Magnoliopsida, Fabales, Fabaceae.
AUGGAAGUGGCCAGAUUCUCCAACGGAAUUCACAUCUGUCAGAGAAAAUAUGUGCUUGACAUCCUCAAAGAUUUUGGGUACUUAGAUUACAAACCUGUUAGCACGCCUAUGGAUUACACUUGUGCUUCCAAAUUGUCACGAGAUAGUAGCACUGCUCUAGCUUAUCACACUUCUUACCGGCAGCUCGUUGGAAGACUAUUAUACCUAACCAAUACACGGCUAGACAUUGUUUAUGCUAUAGGGCAACUUAACAAUGACCUCAAGCUCACUGGUUUUGCUGAUGCCGAUUGGACAACAUGUACAGAUACUCGAAAGUCUAUCACUGGCCACUGCUUCUAUCUUGGAAGUUCCUUAAUUAGUUGGAAGAGUAAGAAACAAAGCACCGUCGCUAGAUCCUCAUCCGAGGCAGAAUAUCGAGCCUUGGCAUUGGCUACUUGCCAAGCUCAAUGGAUAUCUUUCAUCAUGCAUGACCUUAGAUAG